AUGGCGGACAUCGUGAACCAUUACGCGGCCUUGGACAUAGAGGACGAGAACGCCGACGAGGCCGCGAUCAAGAAGGCGUACCGGAAGCUCGUGUUGAAGUGGCACCCCGAUAAGCAUCCAGAGAAUCGCGAUGAGGCCGAGGACAGAAUACGAAACAUCAACAAUGCCUACGAGGUCCUGAGCAAUCCGACGAAGCGGGCGACGUACGACCAGCAGAGGAAGGCCGUGACGCGCAAGAGCCAGGGCUUCGGGCCCCCACCUCCGGCGGGCUCCGCGCGGAAGCGCAUCGCGAAGGAGUUCAUGAUGAUGCCCCUCGGCUUUCCCGACAAGUUUGUGCGGUACCGCGGUCGCAACCUCUACGUGCACUCGCGCGGCGACGCGAAAGAGGUGGACUUCAAGACCUUCUUCGAGGACACGAAGUGGUCGUUGUGGUGGCUGCCCGAGGUCAACAACAUGUGCAGGGUGCGUGCGCUGGGCUCGAAGGCCUUCGGCGAGAAGAUGGGCGCGGCGGCGGGCCUCUGCGGAGGGCUGAACCUCUCGUUCUUCAUAGACCCCAACAACCCCACCGACUCGGAGGUGGUUCUCGAGGACGCGCGCAAGGGCGAGAAGGUCGACAGGGUGAAUUUCAUCGCCGUCACCAGCCCGGCCUACGAGGGCGCGUUCCGAUUCGAGGCCGCCUACCGGAAGGGCUACUUCCUGACCUUCCUGCCGCCCACGCACCUCCGCGUCAUCCCGUGGGAGGAGGGCUCCCAGGGUACGGUGGACUUUGCCCUCGUCGAUUUCGCCAUUAUGUUCCGCUUCAUUGAGAUGGAGGAUGGUUGCCGGUUGCGAGUCGCUGGUCCGCCGUCAUGUGGAUGA
Molecule: messenger RNA, 858 nt
Organism: Prorocentrum cordatum
Lineage: Eukaryota; Dinophyceae; Prorocentrales; Prorocentraceae
Source: the annotation of a GenBank genome assembly